This is a messenger RNA of Drosophila albomicans, 606 nucleotides long. RefSeq lists its product as uncharacterized. Bases 1 to 606 code for a protein of 201 amino acids. The transcript has a single exon. NCBI's taxonomy places the organism in Eukaryota, Metazoa, Arthropoda, Insecta, Diptera, Drosophilidae. The record is from RefSeq and is a predicted model, not a curated record.
AUGUCAUCGAAAGUGUCUCUUCUAUUACUUCUCGGACUGUUUCUCAGAGGAGCAAACUCUUUAUCCAGCGGCGAAGAGAAUCGCAAAUAUAUUGCACGCUUAAGUGACCAGGAUCCACUGAUUGAUGAAUGUAUCUCAAUGCCAAGAGCUGGCAAUCAGCUUAAUCUAGAGUCAGUUAUACGUGCCAUAAUCAAUGGCGAAUGGGAGCGUGUCGAAUUGGUGCAACGAAUGGCGAAUGAAGCAUGUACUUUGGAAUUGAAGCACGAUAUCUACAAGACUUUGUGGCUAGAGUGGCAGCAGGAUAAACAGGUCUACGAUCCCCCCAAGAUACUCGAUUUUUAUAACCAACUCAAUAAUCAGUCGAAUGUGCCGACAACAUUACUGCAAAAGGUUUAUCAGACUUUCGUCUCUCGCAUCGCCCAACUGCUCUCGAUGCCCUUUCACAUCAACAGCCCAAAUACCGAAUUUCCAUUGGUUACAAAGUUACUCUUACAACUGAGUCAAAGCCCACAAAGUUACACACGUGACAUAUUGGAGACUCUGUUUGAUGCUGUGCUGACUUUGGAAUCCCCACGUGGCUCAACGUCUGGACAUCUUCAACGCUAG